This is a messenger RNA of Acanthisitta chloris (rifleman), 951 nucleotides long. RefSeq names its product lactoperoxidase-like. The transcript has 5 exons. Gene Ontology annotation, biological process: response to oxidative stress. The record is from RefSeq and is a predicted model, not a curated record. NCBI's taxonomy places the organism in Eukaryota, Metazoa, Chordata, Aves, Passeriformes, Acanthisittidae. Gene Ontology annotation, molecular function: peroxidase activity; heme binding. The annotation marks the transcript as partial.
AUGCUGUCAACUUGUUCUGCUUUUGUGCUUUUCCAGAUCAUAACCUACAGAGAUUACCUCCCACUCCUGCUUGCUGGGGAGAGUAGCAAGUGGAUCCCUUCGUACAGGGGGUACAAUGAGAGGGUGAAUCCAACAGCCUCCAACGUGUUCUCCUUGGCUUUUCGCUUCGGUCACACCUCAGUGCAGCCCUUUGUGUCCCGUCUGAAUGACAGUUUCCAGCCUUUGGGGUCCUUCUCCCACGUCCCUCUUCAUCUGACCUUUUGUGCUACAUGGAGGAUUAUAAUGGAAGGUGGCAUCGACCCACUGGUCCGGGGGAUGCUGGUGGAUCAUGCAAAGCUGAUGAAACAGAAUCAAAUGCUCGUCGAUGAGCUCCAGAACCACCUGUUUGAGCAGACAGAGGUGAUGGGUCUGGACCUAGCAGCUAUGAACAUGCAAAGGGGAAGAGAUCAUGGCCUUGCAGGUUACAAUGCCUGGAGAGGCUUCUGUGGGCUCUCCCAGCCUCAAACCCUAGAAGAAUACGCUGAGGUUCUUGGCAAUUCGAAACUGGCCAAGAAGUUCAUGGAUGUGUAUGGGACACCAGAUAACAUCGACCUCUGGAUUGGGGCCAUUGCAGAGCCCUUAAUUCCUGGGACCAGAGUUGGACCUCUCCUGGCCUGCAUCAUUGGCACCCAGUUCAGGAACCUGCGGGAUGGAGACAGAUUCUGGUGGGAGAACCCAGGAGUUUUCACUCCACAGCAGUUGGAAGCACUGAGAAGAAUCACAGUGUCCAGGGUGUUCUGUGACAACACUCGUAUCAGAAAGGUACCCAAGGACGUGUUCAAGAUCAACAAUUACCCUGAGGACUUUGUGGACUGUGAAGAGAUCGAUGCAAUUGACCUCUCACCCUGGAAAGAUGAACCUUGGAGUGGCACAAAAGGUUCUGCUGAUGAGGCCAGUGGUGAAAACCCCUAA